Molecule: messenger RNA, 1620 nt
Organism: Saccoglossus kowalevskii
Lineage: Eukaryota; Metazoa; Hemichordata; Enteropneusta; Harrimaniidae
Product: platelet glycoprotein V-like
Source: RefSeq, a predicted model, not a curated record
AUGGUUUUCAUUAGCCUCAUCAUUAUUGUCAUCUUCACUCUGCAUGAGGUAACUCCGGAGAGAAAUAACAGAGACAGAGAGACCUUUAACGAAUGUCCCGAAAAUUGCACCUGCAUGGCAUAUGAGAUGAACUGUGUCAAUUUCACAUCUAUACCACCAUCACUGCCAAUUUACACAAAAAAACUAGUGUUCCAAACCCCACGAUUCUCUCUACCGAUCCAGGUAUUUCAAGACUAUACAAAACUUGAAUACUUGAUGAUCAUAGAUGGACAUAUCCAGACAAUCAGCACCAGAGCUUUCGCCAAUGCCCCGUUACUAUUGCAUCUUCACCUUGAGAACAACAUUAUUCGCAUAAUGCGCCAAGACGCUUUUGAUGGUCUUGGAAAUCUUUUAAUUCUGAAGUUACUGAAUAAUAAUAUAAACAAGAUAACAGCAAAUUUGUUUGGGGAAAUGAAUUCGCUGAGCUGGCUUGAAAUUGAGUCUGCUUCUUUGAAGUUGAAUCUCGAGUCUGGUUCCUUCCAGGGUUUGGACAACUUAUGGAUGCUCUCGCUGGGGAAUAACAACCUUGGGAGUUUAGAAAACCCAGAAUACUUGGGAGGAAUGCCAUUACUGGAGCAAUUAAAACUACACAGUAACAAACUUACAUACAUCGUGGAUGCUGCUUUUACAUACGUGAGAAACCUGAAAUUUCUGGAUCUGAGCUAUAACAGUUUAGACAACUUGAGACCAGAAAUAUUUCAACCAAAACUGCCACUUCUAGAGACUCUUAAAUUAAGGUACAAUCCUUUAAAUUCAGUACCGAGUACUAUUUUCAAAUUACUGCCAUCUUUAAAAAAUCUGGAUCUUCAGUUUACAGGCAUCCACCAAAUUGACGCGACUGCGUUUCAAAGUGCUCCAAAUCUACUCAGUCUGAGUCUGAAUGACAAUUAUGGUAUUGAGGCAGUGCCAAGCAGCGCCCUCGGUGUUCUGAGGCAUCUCAAGGUUCUGCACCUCUGUGGAAACCACAUAACAACAAUCAAGUCUCAAGCCUUCGUCACGAUGACGAAUCUAACACACAUGAGAAUCACAAACACUGAUCUGAAAAACAUUGAAAUUGAUGCUUUUCUUGGGCUGUCCAAGUUACAGUUACUAGAACUGUCCAACAAUCAGCUUAAUAGACUGCCAGAAGAAGUAUUUGUUCCACUGUCAAUCACCAAGGAAACAGCCAUCCUGCUGUCUCACAACCCAUGGUCAUGUGAUUGUGUACUCAAAGGUUUUGUGGAAAGGUAUCAUGAUGAGUACAACGACACAGCUACUCUCAAGGGAAUGUUCGGCGAUAUGGAAUGCAAGUCACCUCCCAAUUUAACAGGGCAGUCUGUUUGGGAUAUCUCUACAGACAAUAUGACAUGCUCAGAUGACGCAAUCCUCCCUAGUGCCGCCAAUACAGAGACAUCGCAUUCACUCAAAAUAACAAUUGUUAUCUGUUCAAUUAUUGGAUGUGUCAUAAUUCUUGGAGUAGUUUUUAUGAUAUUAGUGUACUCUUACAGAAGAUGCUCCAAGAAACAUGAACAUGACGGUUUAUCGGUCUCCGACAAUCUCCGAAUACCGAUGAGGCUAUGGGACGACAGUGAAGUGCUGUAG